Molecule: messenger RNA, 1248 nt
Organism: Eruca vesicaria subsp. sativa (arugula)
Lineage: Eukaryota; Viridiplantae; Streptophyta; Magnoliopsida; Brassicales; Brassicaceae
Source: the annotation of a GenBank genome assembly
AUGGUUAAGUUCGCGAGGAGCUUAGGGUGUGAGGACGUUGAGUUUAGUCCUGAAGAUGCUGGAAGAUCGGAGAGGGAGUUUUUGUAUGAGAUACUUGGGGAAGUGAUAAAAGCUGGAGCGACGACGCUUAAUAUACCUGAUACUGUUGGUAUAACGUUGCCUAGUGAGUUUGGUCAGUUGAUUGCUGAUAUUAAAGCUAAUACUCGUGGGAUUGAUGAUGUUGUUAUCUCAACUCAUUGUCAGAAUGAUCUUGGGCUCUCCACUGCCAACACUUUAGCUGGUGCACAUUCGGGUGCGAGGCAAGUGGAAGUGACUAUCAAUGGAAUUGGUGAAAGAGCUGGAAAUGCUUCACUAGAAGAGGUUGUGAUGGCCAUAAAAUGCCGUGGAGAUCAUGUACUUGGAGGCCUGUAUACUGGAAUUGAUACUCGGCACAUUGUUAUGACAAGCAAGAUGGUUGAAGAAUACACUGGAAUGCAUACGCAGCCCCAUAAGGCUAUUGUAGGAGCGAAUGCCUUUGCGCAUGAAAGUGGUAUUCAUCAGGAUGGAAUGCUCAAACACAAGGGUACAUAUGAAAUUAUAUGCCCUGAAGAAAUUGGUCUUGAACGAUCUAAUGAUGCUGGCAUUGUUUUGGGGAAGCUUAGUGGGCGUCAUGCGUUGAAAGACCGUUUGACUGAGCUUGGUUAUGAACUAGAUGAUGAACAACUAAGUUCCAUAUUCUGGCGCUUCAAAUCUGUAGCUGAGCGGAAAAAGAGAGUUACCGACGCAGAUAUAAUAGCUUUGGUUUCUGAUGAGGUUUUCCAGCCAGAAGCUCUGUGGAAACUCCUGGACAUUCAGAUAACUUGUGGGACUCUGGGGCUUUCAACAGCAACCGUUAAACUUGCGGAUGCUGAUGGCAAAGAGCAUGCCGCUUGUUCUAUGGGAGCUGGGCCUGUCGAUUCAGCUUAUAAGGCAAUCGAUCUUAUUGUCAAGGAACCAGCGACUCUGCUUGAGUACUCAAUGAAUGCAGUAACAGAAGGCAUCGAUGCCAUUGCAACCACAAGAGUUCUUAUCCGAGGAAACAACAUUUACUCCACUACAAAUGCACUCACUGGUGAAGAAGUUCAAAGAACCUUCAGUGGAACCGGAGCGGGAAUGGACAUUGUGGUGUCGAGUGUCAAAGCUUAUGUAGGAGCUUUGAACAAAAUGCUCGACUUCAAAGAGAAGUCCCCAACAAAAAUCCCUUCUCCAAACAACAAAGUACCUGCCUGA